AUGAAUCGAAAAUUUUUAAAUGUUAUAUUACUUGGAUUUGGUUUUAUGUUCGUCUUUACGGCUUUUCAAACUAUGGGAAACAUUGAGAAAACUGUGCUAGAUAGCAUAUCUCAGGAUGAUCCUUCAUUUACGGGCGAUGGCUACACGUCCCUGGCCAUCAUCUAUGCGACUCUGGCACUGUGCAAUUGGAUGGCACCGUCUAUUAUUACCAUCACGGGACCCAGAGGUGCCAUGGUUAUUGGAGGAACUACUUAUUUGUUCUUCAUAGUCACUUUCCUGUUCCCGCGGACUUGGCUUUUGUACGUGGCUAGCGUGUUGAUCGGAGCAGGCGCUGCGGCGAUAUGGACUGGUCAAGGCAACUACUUGACACUCAACAGCGAUGCCGAUACUAUAUCCAGGAAUUCCGGUGUUUUCUGGGCUAUGUUGCAGUGCAGUAUGUUCUUUGGCAAUUUAUUCGUAUUCAUUAAGUUCCAAGGCAAGACACAUAUUGAUUCUGAAACUCGUAAUGUUGUCUUCGGAGCUCUGACAGGUGUAUGCGUGAUCGGUCUUCUGUUCCUUAUGUUGCUGAGACCAGCUAAACGCAUGCCUACUCUCGAAGAUGCCAAGGGGGAUAUCGUGACCCAUGAAGUGGCAGAGACGCCCUUGGAGGCUUUCAAAGGUGCAUUGAAAUUAUUUUGCACAAGAGAUAUGUUGCUGCUAAGUCUGACGUUCAUUUACACCGGCGUGGAGUUGUCCUUCUUCAGCGGAGUAUAUAGCUCCAGCAUCGGCUUCACACUAGCUAUGGGUGAAAAUGCAAAGCAACUGGUGGGUUUGUCUGGAGUUUUCAUCGGUUUGGGAGAAGUUCUCGGAGGAGCGUUAUUCGGAAUAUUAGGCUCAAAAACAACUAGAUGGGGUCGAGACCCAAUCGUUAUAAUGGGCUACUUUAUCCACCUACUCAGUUUCUUCUUAAUCUUCAUUAAUCUACCCACCGUGGCUCCCUUCGGCGACACAGAAGAAGUCUCAUAUAUCACGCCGUCACCUCCACUGGCUAUGUUCUGCAGUUUCUUACUUGGGUUUGGAGAUGCGUGCUUCAAUACACAGAUUUAUUCGAUAUUGGGUGGCAACUACUCAGAUAACAGCACAUCAGCAUUUGCACUAUUCAAGUUUACUCAGUCGCUAGCGGCGGCGGCGUGCUUCUUCUACUCGUCCAAGGCGCUGCUGUCGGUGCAGCUCAUAGUGCUGGGCGCGCUGGCGUCGCUGGGCACGGCCGCCUUCUGCCGCGUGGAGUGGGCCGCACGUGCCCGCGCGCGCGCUGCCGCGCUCGACCUCGACAAGGGCGAGACCACCACGCACGCGCUCGCCGACAACGCCUUGCACUACGACUGA
Molecule: messenger RNA, 1365 nt
Organism: Arctia plantaginis
Lineage: Eukaryota; Metazoa; Arthropoda; Insecta; Lepidoptera; Erebidae
Source: the annotation of a GenBank genome assembly